AUGGGGCUGAAGAAUCAUCUCACGUUUUGCGGUUACCAUACUGUUAAACCGAACAGUGCUCAUAGUCCUAGUGCUGCUACUCGGCCCUAUACUGAUGCUGCAGUACUACUUGCUUAUAUAUUUGAUGCGAAUGCGGCGAACCCAUGUGUUGGUGUCGCGCAGUGCGGUCUUCGAAGAGGUCGGCGAGAAGACCACUACCACUACCAGUGUUAA
Messenger RNA from Haemonchus placei, 213 nucleotides. The record is from the annotation of a GenBank genome assembly. Lineage: Eukaryota; Metazoa; Nematoda; Chromadorea; Rhabditida; Trichostrongylidae.